This is a messenger RNA of Dalotia coriaria, 1701 nucleotides long. RefSeq names its product lysoplasmalogenase TMEM86A. NCBI's taxonomy places the organism in Eukaryota, Metazoa, Arthropoda, Insecta, Coleoptera, Staphylinidae. The transcript has 6 exons. Gene Ontology annotation, molecular function: hydrolase activity. Bases 423 to 1124 code for a protein of 233 amino acids. The record is from RefSeq and is a predicted model, not a curated record. Gene Ontology annotation, cellular component: membrane.
ACCGAGCGCGUCACUGACCGAUCCAACUCAUUCCUGAAAAUAACAAUAAAAACAUUUGUGUCUAGUGCAAAAUAAGACUUUCAACGAAAUAUGUGGCGAAAGUAUCGCGUCGGUUUACAAAUCAAGUGUUUCUACACGCCGAAAUCCACAAUAUCAACAACAUCAAUAUAAAUUGAUGAUAAAACCGCUUAACAACUCAACUAUUAGUACCAGCGUCGCCGGUUGUCACUUGAUAUGAUAAGCAUGCAAAUCAUUCGGGUCGAGUAGCGAACUGCGAUUGUGUUCAUUUCAAUACAACUGUGAGUGCGGCGUUGAAAACAACGUGGGAUUGAAUAAUCACGGUUUAAAUGAUAACAAAUUAAAAUUUAAUAUUUUUAGUGUUUUUUAUGUGCAUUUACGUUAUAAAUAUUUUAUAGUGAAAAAUGUCGCAGUUACAAGUUAUUAAAGAUGUUGGUCCCAAGUUAAUUCCGUUUUUCAAAACGGUGGCGAUUUAUUUCGUUGUGUUUAUUCCGCAAGCAAGUCCCGGGUACAUCGCGGCUGUUCUCAAAUGUCUGCCGAUUAUUUGUCUGAUGAUUUUCGUCGUUUGGCAUGGCCAGCAAAUGGAGGAACGCUUCAAAUCAUUCUGGAAAAAAAUCCUCUGCGGAUUAUUCUUCUCCUGCAUCGGUGACUACUGUCUAAUUUGGCCCGACUACUUUAUCCUGGGAAUGGUGGCAUUCGCAGUCGGCCAUGUCAACUACAUCAUGGCGUUCGGUUUUCAACCAUUUAAUCUUCCAGCCGGCUUGUGUUCAUAUCUCGUAGCUACAAUCGGUUGUUUGUAUUUGUUGCCUGGUUGUACUGGCAUCAUGCUUCCUGGUGUGCCACUUUAUACACUCCUGUUGAGUACAAUGAUGUGGCGAGCAAUCGCGCGAUUUCCACUUAAAAAGAAUUUAUGGAGUUGGACACGUCUUUUUACUGCAGCCGGCGCGGUGUUGUUUGUUAUCUCAGACUUACUCAUCGGUCUCGGGAUGUUUAAAAAGUUAGCAAUUCCGCAUGCACAGGCUGCUAUUAUGGGAACCUACUACCUGGCUCAACUUGGCAUUGCUUUGAGUGUCGUUGACUUGAACGACAACAUUAAACAAGAGUAAAUGCAUUUAAACAUUCAGUAAACAACUUUAAACUCCUCUUCUCUCUGAACUCUUGCUGCAUUUCUGCUUUUUUCAAACUCACAGCAAUAUUUAAUUGUAUAAUUGUUUUCCUACAGCGAUAAGAACCCCAAAUAUCCUGAAAAACCACCAAAUAUUAUUUGUACCUACAAUAUUGAUGCCCCUCCUGUUGGAUGUCCUGUGUAAUAAUAAUUAUUUAAUUAAUUUUUGUGUGAGUUUGAAAAACUCAAGAAACAGCAGAGAUAAAUGUCAAAUAACGUAAAAUUAGACAAUAUUAAUGUAAAUUGUUACAAUGUAGGUUGAUACUACAUUGAUUCCUAUAAUUGCGAUCUCCGUGAGUUAACAUUUAUAAUGUUAGAUGAUGUGUAUAUCCUGAUAGUCUUCCUAACAGUUGUAUUACUGUCAAUUUAAAACCAAAACCAGAGACAUUUUGAAACUUGUUAGUCGUAAUUUUAAACAAUCAUGUUAUACUUGUAUUAUUAUAAAGGUGAAAUGUGUACAGUUAACAUUUUAGAUGAUGUAUAUUAAUAUAUUAUGUUGUUUAACUUGUUACAAUUAA